Molecule: messenger RNA, 1329 nt
Organism: Pelodiscus sinensis (Chinese soft-shelled turtle)
Lineage: Eukaryota; Metazoa; Chordata; Testudines; Trionychidae
Source: RefSeq, a predicted model, not a curated record
CUGCAGCACCGAGGCGAGCGAGGAGCCGCUGAGAGGACGCCACACGCCUGCAGUGGACCCUGUCUGCCGGCGCCAGCAGCCGCGGAGCCCCCGUGGAAGGGGUGCGGAGGUCUGCCCUGGUUCCUGGGCCCCGGUGGGCACUGAUCUAGCCCCGGGAGGCAGCAAGGCCCUGUCCCCGGGCUGGCCCCAUGGCGCGGCUGCUCGUGCUGUGAGCCACCGCAGGGGCCCACAUGUGACUCCCCCCAGGACUGUGCACCCGCAGCGUCGGAGGGACCCCGCGCCAUGGCCAGCAACAGUAGCUCCUGCCCCACGCCAGGGGGCGGGCACCUCAACGGGUACCCGGUGCCCCACUACGCCUUCUUCUUCCCGCACAUGAUUGGGGGCCUCUCGCCACCGGGCGCGCUGGGGGGCAUGCAGCACCAGCUGCCUGUGAGUGGAUACAGCACCCCCUCGCCAGCCACCAUCGAGACGCAGAGCACCAGCUCCGAGGAGAUCGUCCCCAGCCCCCCGUCGCCGCCCCCGCUGCCCCGGCUCUGCAAGCCCUGCUUCGUGUGCCAGGACAAGUCCUCGGGCUACCACUAUGGGGUGAGCGCCUGCGAGGGCUGCAAGGGCUUCUUCCGCCGGAGCAUCCAGAAGAACAUGGUGUACACCUGCCACCGCGACAAGAACUGCAUCAUCAACAAGGUGACGCGCAACCGGUGCCAGUACUGCCGCCUCCAGAAGUGCUUCGAAGUGGGCAUGUCCAAGGAGUCUGUCCGGAACGACAGGAACAAGAAGAAGAAGGAGGCGCCGAAGCAGGAGUGUUCGGAGAGCUACAUCCUCACGCCCGAGGUGGAGGAUCUCAUUGAGAAGGUGCGCAAGGCCCACCAGGAGACCUUCCCCGCCCUGUGCCAACUGGGCAAAUACACUACGAACAACAGCUCGGAGCAGCGGGUCUCGCUGGACAUCGACCUGUGGGACAAGUUCAGCGAACUCUCCACCAAGUGCAUCAUCAAGAUCGUGGAGUUUGCCAAGCGCCUGCCCGGCUUCACCAGCCUCAGCAUCGCAGACCAGAUCACCCUUCUCAAGGCCGCCUGCCUGGACAUCCUGCUCCUGCGGAUCUGCACGCGCUACACGCCGGAGCAGGACACCAUGACCUUCUCGGACGGGCUGACCCUGAACCGCACCCAGAUGCACAACGCCGGGUUCGGGCCCCUCACCGACCUGGUGUUCGCCUUCGCCGGGCAACUGCUGCCCCUGGAGAUGGACGACACGGAGACCGGGCUGCUCAGUGCCAUUUGCCUCAUCUGCGGAGGUACCGGCCAGCCUCCCUAGGAACCCAGGAAGGGG